Molecule: messenger RNA, 2197 nt
Organism: Haliotis rufescens (red abalone)
Lineage: Eukaryota; Metazoa; Mollusca; Gastropoda; Lepetellida; Haliotidae
Product: DDB1- and CUL4-associated factor 10-like
Exons: 7
Coding region: 316-2142 (608 amino acids)
Cellular component (GO): Cul4-RING E3 ubiquitin ligase complex
Molecular function (GO): protein binding
Source: RefSeq, a predicted model, not a curated record
GUUCUCCUUUCUUAUUCUUUCAUUUAUCCAGACCAAUAUAAUGUUUAUUGAUACAAUUCCCAAACUGUUCAAUCGAGGUAGUACAUCCGACGAUCUGCUGAGAAAACUAAACAAAGUCAACAUCGGAUUUUGUGACUAGCCAUGGAGCAAACAUCCUUGUCACCAACAAACUGAAACUGGGACCAAAAUAGUUUUCCUCAACAACCAUUUAACAUGUUUAGACAGUUUAUUGAUACCCACGCUGGCUAGGAAUAUCCUGAAGGAAACCAUCGAGAUAUGACUGUCAGCAGGGAUUAGUGUUUAAACAAAAGCCAAAUGUACCAUUCUUCUAGAUUUUCUAAGCCAGCUUGUCCAAAAUCUACAUUCAUGCCAUGGAAGUGGCUGCAGUCAAGGGAGACGGGAUCUCCAAUUCAGACUGGAGAGACAAGCAAAAUCACAAAAACAUUCUAUUCUUCGGUGAAAGCUGUCAACAGCUGGGACCCCAACAGGAACACAGACCACUGUCACCAUGGAGGGAUAUUCAACUUUGAUUUUUCUGCUGAUGGGUCGGUUUUGGUGGCAGCCUGUGAGAGGCAGAGUAUACUCAUGUUUGACCCCUUCAAUGGGAAACUCGUCGGUCACAAGGACAAUGCCCAUCAAGACUGUGUCAACUGUGUCAGAUUCCUUGACACUCGAACAUUUGCCACCUGUUCGGAUGAUUCCACAGUUGCAUUAUGGGAUGUGCGGAACCUGCAGCAGCGCAUACGGACGCUGGAGGGUCACUCGAACUGGGUGAAGAACAUUGACUAUGCCUCAAGUCUGGGUCUACUGGUAACUUCAGGGUUUGAUGGCAGUGUCUACACCUGGGACAUCAACAACUACUCAACUGAAACUACAACUCGUAAGAAGGUCUUCUAUUCCAACUCCUUGAUGCGCUCAAAGCUGACGCCCGAUAAUUCCAAACUCAUCAUCACCACCGCUGGGGGCUUCCUCGUUAUCAUCCAUGACCUUGACCUAGCCAAGUUAUCAGAUGACCUCAGUGGGUUUGAACCAAACAUCUAUCGUCUGAUGCAGCUGAAUCCAACAAGCAGUGGCCUUGCACUGAUGUACAAUAAGGUGUUCGAGAGAAAGAGGAAUCGAGUUGAAAUCAUCAGCGACUUCCCGGCAGAAAACCAGGCUGAAGUCAUAGCUUCCCUCCAGGUGCACCCUCAAGGCUGGUGUGUGGUUUCCAGGAAUACCAGUGCUGAUGAAGAAUCAGAGUGGACAUGCAUCCACAAUGUACAAGAAGUCAGCGAAGCAGAUGCUCCACCCAGUCCCAGUCAAGCAUCAAAUCAAGAAUCAGAUGACAUCAGUGACAUGAGUGAAGCCGCCUCCAAAGCUUCUGAUGCCCAGCCAGGCUCCUCAUCAAACAGUGUCGGGGAUCAUUACUUGUCAGGAUGGAAUAUCCUGUCCCGAAGCUUGUUGUCAUCCAGCAUCCGUAGGUUCGGGCAGGUUGUGUAUAGGGAUGACAUGGACGAUGACGAGGGUCAAGACUUUGACCGGUUCCCUUCCCUCAACUUCCCCUUUGAGGAUCGACUGCAGCUAGGUAACAGGGUAGAUAACUCUGGAGAGUCACCAUUGUCUGAAUCAGGAUCAUUGUCUCAUGAUGAAGAAGAAGAAAUCAGCUUACGACGCAACUGUUUAAUCAGGGGAGGCAACUCUGUGGACCCUACUGCUUCAGAAGAUGAUCAGUAUGCUUCAAGGCAAAUUGACAAUGGCCGAAGGCGUUUCGUUUUAAAUACUGGACGAAAUAGAAUGGCAGGGGGCGCCUCAAACAGACACAAUAGGACCUUCAGCAAUAAGGUCCAUAAAAACAAACCUAGGUUAUUGCAUUAUGUUGAAGAACCCAAUGUGGGAAAGGGCUUUCUUAAGGAGUUGUGCUUCAGUACAGAUGGCCGAAUUGUCGUCUCGCCAUUCGGGAAUGGUGUGCGCUUGUUGGCUUUUGAUCCCUGCUGCCAGGAACUCUGUGACUGUGUGCCAACACGACCAAUCAAGAUGUUUGAAGUUGGCAGCAAUAUUUCCCACAGUAAUGUGGUUGUGACGACCAAAUUCUCUCCUGUACAUUUCAUGUAUGUGUCUGGCUGCCUUGGAGGCAAAGUGGUUUUCCAUCAGCCUGUUUUGUAAGUGUAAAGUAAUUAGGUGUAAUAGCUUUGGACAUUAAAAGUGGUAUGAAAAUAAA